ACAAUGGCAGAGAUUAAAAGAAGACGACGACACCGGGCCAUGCAAAACGAACAAACUCAUUGGGAGCACAGGUGUCACUGCAAUGGCAAUUGACUGGCUUGGAUUUGGCUACGCUGCAGCCAUAGCCCUUGGAGGAUUCAUGGGAUACAAGAGAAAAGGUAGUGUCACGUCAUUGAUAGCUGGGCUAUUGUUUGGCAGCAUAGCAGCCUAUGGGUCCUUCAUGAUUUCAAAUGACCCAACCAAGACUUUCUACUCCCUCGUUGCCUCAGGAGCGCUGACAAUAGUGAUGGGAAUGAGAUUCAAGAAAUCUGGGAAAAUAAUGCAAGGUGGUAUCAUGGCAGGAUAAGUUUGCUGAUGGUCCUACGACUUCUCUUCAUGGGUGUGAUUGUAAUGUGAUUUGAACAAUACAACAACCAACUAAAGCAAGACGGAAAAUGUCAUUGCAAGGGAUGAAGUUCCAUUUGCACAUUGUUUGUGCUUGCCUAUAUGUAUUUUUGUAAUCACACUUCAUGUUUGUACGUUCUUUAAAAUAACUUGAUGUUGAUCCUGCAACCUAUGAUCAUAUUGCUGCUUUUGUCAUUCCUAAAGUAUGCAGCACUGGGGCAAUAUACACAAUGACUAAAUGCUAUGUGGAUGGAGUAAAAAGGUUAUUUCCUUGAAUAGUUGUGUUGUCUCAUAGGAAAUUGUUUAAGUUGAAUGAACUACAUUAAAUGGCUUACAAACAA
Molecule: messenger RNA, 725 nt
Organism: Coregonus clupeaformis (lake whitefish)
Lineage: Eukaryota; Metazoa; Chordata; Actinopteri; Salmoniformes; Salmonidae
Product: transmembrane protein 14C
Exons: 1
Coding region: 83-346 (87 amino acids)
Biological process (GO): regulation of heme biosynthetic process
Cellular component (GO): mitochondrial membrane
Source: RefSeq, a predicted model, not a curated record